Pocillopora damicornis (cauliflower coral) is the source of this 1217-nucleotide messenger RNA. RefSeq lists its product as uncharacterized. NCBI's taxonomy places the organism in Eukaryota, Metazoa, Cnidaria, Anthozoa, Scleractinia, Pocilloporidae. The record is from RefSeq and is a predicted model, not a curated record.
GAUAGGCCCGCGACUUCGCAUACAACAGGUCUACAGCUUCUGCCCUCAGACAGUUGGAUACGUUGAGCGGCAUGGAAGCUAAGUUUUUCUCGGCGGUGAUGAUUUUGAUUACUCUCUUGUUCGCUGAUGGCGAUGAAGGUUCAUCAGUUACUGCAAGAGCUCCAACCUCUCGGAAGACAGCUAACGGUGAAAUCGCUCAUUUUACCUGCACCUUAAAAUACAAUCUUUCUUCUGCCGAAAUCACGUGGCAGAAACAAGGGCACAAUCUGAGAGAUGGUAGCUCUGGUGUAGUGAUAAUAUCCUGGAACAACGGCACCAUCUUGGAAAGUCAUCUUCUUGUUGCAGUGACGGAUGAUGACGAAAGGAGAGGUACUUACACAUGUGUUGGGACAGAUGAAGAUGGACAAUCACGAAGAUCAUUUGUGAUACAAGGCCAAGCAGCAAAGAAGCUGAGUGACGUUGAUUACACUGCCAUUGGCGUGGCGAUUGGAAUCUUUCUGUGUCUUUCUACGGUGAUUCUUGUUUACUUGGUCCGGGGCCGAAAGCGUCUUCAAGAAGGAAAGUUAAGAACAAUGACAACAAUAUCUCAUUCAGUAACUGGGCAUGACAAUGCUGCUGUCGAAGAAGGAGAGAACACAAGUGCUGGAAUCACCCUUAAUACUCUAACUGAUCAGAGCCCUUCUAGUAAGGACUCUAAGCUGUAAAGCAUGUGUCUUAGAAAGUCGCCCGUGUCACGAAGCCAGGAGACGAUUCUUGUUUUCCUUUUUAAACACUUAAUUAUUUAUCUUAAACUUCUGAAAACCUUACGAUCUCGAACCUUAUUUAUAGUAGCCGAUUACGUCAUACUUAUUUCUGAAACACUAUUUUUAGUAGCAAGAACAUUCUAGACGCUAAUGAUGACAUAUCCUUAAAAUAACUCAAUAGAAUGUUCCGGAAUAUGGAGAAGUUUCUAGCUCAGCUUAUGCAAAAGCGUUGAGGUAAAUCAAUUUUCUGUUAAUUUCUGGAGACUACGUUACAGCUCGUCACCAUCGUCCUCCUCGGCUUGCGUAUUCCGGCUUGCUUCCUUACAGCUGAUACCAGACUAUUUAAGUUUUUUUGUAAGACGCAUGAUGGAUAAUUCCACUUUAGGACCUCUUCAGCCUGACAAAUACCCUGGUAUGCAAUGGUGGAGGGGUUUUUAUCCGAGCUGAUAAAAACUUUGAAAUUAUUUGAUGGAG